AUGAGAUUGCCAGAGCCGUCUGUUGCCGAAGAUAUCGAGUACUGGAAAACGCUGGCCGAGCGGGCCAACAUCCCUAUAAAAGAUCCUGAGCCGGAGCAGGAGGCUCCAGAGGUACACAGGGAGAAAGAACACCAUGUUGCAAAGUCAUUGAGGAGCGUAUUUCGCAAAGAUAUGCCCGCAACAGAGGUGCCUUUGAAACGCAUUCCAAGAACUCGCAAGGACGAUUUCGGUUGGUACCGCGAGUCGAAAAAGCGUUAUGCGAGGUAUUUGGCAGCUUCCGCACGCGAGGAGCGCGAAUUGUACGAGCAGAUACACAAGGAGUACCUUGCGGAGCGCGAGAGUCUGAAAAGGCUUGAGGAGGACGAACAUCGGGUGGCCAAGCUUGCGCAAUUGCUUCGGGAAGUUAGUGAAGCUAAGGAGGUGGAUGAGCCAGAGGAAGGAUGGAAAGUGGAGAAAAAUAAUAAAAAGGAGCAAGAGGAGGAACAAGAGGAUCAGGAAGAGAAUGACGAGGGAGAAGAAGAAUCUGACAUACAGCAAAAUCAGAGCGCACACUCGGACAAUUCUAUUGAGGUGAUUGAACUUGGCUCUGAAAGCGAGCAGUCGGAGCAAGAAGAGCCGCAGGGCUCUGAAGACCAGCCAAUGUCGGCGCGAUUUGCAGGGAAGCGGCCUCCUCCAAUUAGCAACUACGUGGUGAGCAAUUAUGGCGAGAGUGAAGACGAAAGCGGCGAGAAUGAGGUUUGGAGCGAAGGUAGCGAGGAGGAGAGCCAAUUUGGCGAAAGUCAGGCAGAGGAGAGUGUUGAGGAAAGCGAGGAGGCGAGUGAAGAAGAACAGGAAAGUGAACAGGCAAGUGAACAGGAAAGUGAACAGGAAAGUGAACAAGAAAGCGUGCAAGAAAGCGUGCAAGAGCCUGCUGAAGAUAACUUUGAUUCCCAAGUCUCCGAGAGCUCGUCUGGCAAGCCGGAAACACAGCAACCUCUGGAGCUACAGGAAAUCGACCAGAUUAUGUCUGAGGCAGAUAGCAUAUUGAACCAGCCCGUUGCGAACGAAUCCAUUUAUUAUUCUUAUCACGAAAACGAGCAGCCCACUGAAGUUCCAGACUGGACUCAGAUCGCUCUUCUAGCUCAACAGGAGACAAGCGUCUACGAAGACGAGGUCGUUGACGAAACCACACGCAUAGAGGUUAAGGCUGAGGAGACAGCAGAAGCGGAGGAAAUAGAACAGCCGGAAGAGUCAGGAGAGACGGAAGCAGCUGAGGAGCAAGUUCAUGAACCGGGCGAAUCCGAGCAAGCUAACGCCGAGGAAUUGGAGAAUGCAGAAGCGUUUGAAACCGCUAUUAUGGACACUACCGAAUCUGAGCCGCCUGCUCCAACCAAGAGAACCAAAAUCCCUCCACCCGUGGAGUUACCGAAACGAGUGCCAAGUCCAAAGUCUCCAAAACUGAACCCUGGUUUGUUGGAUCUUUUGUCAGGAGCGUUCGACUCGUACAACAAGGCCAGCGAGGAGAGCAAUCCAAUGGUGUCUGAGAGUGCCGAGAAGUCUGUGCAUUUUGUGGAGUCCAACUCCGACAUUGACGCGCAGAAAGAGGCCGAUUCCAAUGCGAUGGAUGCAGAGAGCACGAGCAUCGAGCAUGAGGAGACAGCGAUGGAGGCCGACAUGGUAACGGCUACGGAGGGCGAGACCGAGCAAUCGCAGGAAUACGACGCCGAAUCGACGUAUGUAAACACAGCGUACGACACGGCGAUGGACUCUGCGGUCGAACACCUCGAGUCUGGCGACGAUCCCGCGAUUGAGGUGGUGGCCGAAUCAUCGGUGAUCGAGAACGACGCUGGCGACGCGUCGAUCGACGACACCAUCGACCAGGCGGCGUAUGCGACGGCUUUGCUGAACACGACGCAGGCAGACGACGACACAGAGUCGGUACUCGCGAAUCAAACAGUGUACUACGACGACGAGAACUCGGACUUUGAGGAACUGAUGGAGCCGGAGCCCGCAGAGUCGCUGGCCUCUGACGAGGAGGUGGCAGGCAAACGAAAACACGAAGAGGCAGAUACAGAGCAGGAGCCGAAGCGCGCCAAAGUGCAGAGCGGAUUGCUUGGAACGCUGGAGCAGUUUGCGUCGGGGGCAAUGAUGGAUAUUUCGACGCCGGAAAUUGAUGUCAGGGGGGACGAAGAGUGGAAAGAAAAGACUGAAGAGGAGGAGAAGGAGGAAGAAAAGACGCAACUGGACGAAGAGGCGGACGAGGAUCAGACGCAGCCUGCGGAUGAACAGGCCCAGUUGGAUGUUUUAGACCACGAACGUCAACCGAUUGCAGAUGCUGAGCCGGCAGGAUUUUUCAGUUCUCUGAGAGAUUUUGUCUCUGGCGCGAUGUUGGAGAUGGAGAGUGAUGUCGACCGGCGGGAUGUGUCUGAGGAUAGCGGAAAACAGCAGUCCGAGGACAAGAAACAGAUGGAAUCGUUUGAGGAUCAAUCUGAGCUUGAGGAAAUUGCAGACAAGGAAUCUCGUGAAAAAGAGGCAGGAGAGGAUUUGGAAGCACAAGAGCAGCUGCAUGAGGCUGCUGAUAAGGAAGAAGCAGAAAUACAAACACAGCAUAAAGAUGAGCAAGAGCGUGAGCAAGAGCCGGCAGAGCCAGAGGAACAGACGGAAUUUAUUCACGUCCCUGCAGCGGAGUCUGAAGAGGAGCCAAGCGAAAGUUUGGCUGCACAGAUUGAAGAAGAAGAAAAUCCAGUACAAACAGAAGCAGAAUCAGAUAGUACAGAGCAACUGGAUAUAGAAGCUUGGGAGGACGUUUCUAAAGACAUUCCUGGAGCAAUUUCCGAAGAAGCCCCUGAAGCUCUUGAAAGUAAACAGGAACAACCAGCGGCCCAGACACUUGUCAAAACAUCGCCUACGGACGACGAAUCUAGUCUUGCUCCUGACUCGCAAGUUGCAAAUUUGGGCUCAGAUUCUUUGCCUCCAACACGCGGCUUCCUCGGGCUGCUCGCGGACUUUGCUUCGGGGACGCUAGCCGACAUUUCCCCGAGCGGAUCUGACAUUGAGCUACAUGAGCAUGAUCCGGAGCUGGAGCAGGCAGAACAGGCAGAGGAGGCAAAAGAGCCACAAGAGCCAGGAGAGGUCGCAGAACCGACUCCUGCGGACGCCGAGUCAGAAGUGGAGCUCGACCAAAAGCCGGACGAGAAGACGGCUAUUCACAGACAGCCUUCGCCAGAAGGAUACGAGGAACCUGUGCAAACUAUCACGGUCAGGCCUGACCCUGCUUCUCCAGAGGCUUCGCCAAAGCCCUCUCCAAAACUUUCCAACGCCGAUGUGCCAGAGAAAGACGUUCCUGUCAUCCAUGUGCCUGCAACAGAACCAGAAAUCACCGUCAAGCCAGAACCUCUACCGUUGUCCUUGGGCGACGUGCCUCCUUUGACCGCACAGACGCACUCGGAGUCGGAGCGGAGCAGGGACUCUUCACCUGCAAGACGGACGAGAGGUCGGUCUCAAAAGCGCCACAGCUCAGAACCGCGCGACAGCGAGAGCUCAAAGAAACAACGGCGCGUGGUUUCCGACUCUGAGACUUCGCGCAAACCAAAGUCGCGCCCGUCGUCGAACGGCGACCGGCUGUACCGUGCCAAGUCGCCAAUCAAAAUCACCAGCAGUGGAAUCUCGACGCGUAGCGGCCGCGUGCUCUCGUAUGAGCUGGAGCAGAAACGGGGGGAGCAGAGCAGGCCGCCGCCUCCUGCUACUUUACCCAAGGCGGUGAAAGACCUGGUGGAGGAAGCCGAGUUUUUCAUCGAGGAGGAGAAAGCCAAGGAACUAAAGGAACUUGUUGACGAGGCACAGCAAUUUGUUGAGGAGCCUGUUCCGGAGCUCAAGGUGGAAAAAAGACGCAAGCCAAAGAGCACUCCGGAACCAGAGCCAGAAAUUUUACCAAGACGGACGUCGCGGCAGACAGGCCGCGCGGCUGCUCCGUCGGAGCCUCUUGCGCGAAUCCCGCCUCCGCGUCGAACUCGUAAGGCGCCGAAGGACAAGAAACCCAAACCCAAAUCUAAAAAAUAG
This is a messenger RNA of Ogataea polymorpha, 4038 nucleotides long. RefSeq lists its product as uncharacterized. NCBI's taxonomy places the organism in Eukaryota, Fungi, Ascomycota, Pichiomycetes, Pichiales, Pichiaceae. The transcript has a single exon. The record is from RefSeq and is a predicted model, not a curated record. The coding region runs from base 1 to 4038 and encodes 1345 amino acids.